Molecule: messenger RNA, 831 nt
Organism: Cuscuta campestris
Lineage: Eukaryota; Viridiplantae; Streptophyta; Magnoliopsida; Solanales; Convolvulaceae
Source: the annotation of a GenBank genome assembly
GUGAAAUGAGUUGGAUGAAGUUGGGGGGUGGAGUGGGAUUCCAAACAACCCAUAACUUCCAUUUUCAGCUUGACUCUUCCAUUUUCCAUAUACAGAGAAAAUUAAGAAAAUGGGGUCUUCCAUGCAGAAAAUACCCAUUCAUGAUGAUCGAACCAACGAUAGCUUUGUUGUGGACAUGGAACACUUCCCUCAUCAUCUCUUGGAGAAAGACCUCUCCCAAAAUUCAAAACAUUCUAAGUUGCAGAGAAGCCUUUCAAGAAAAGGAACAAUGAGAAUCAGUGAGAAGAAAAGCAAUCCUAAAGGAUCAAACGAGAAUUGCAUGGAAACUUCAUCGAGAGGUGCUUCACAUGAUGAGUAUCCAACCACGCAAGAAAAGCUAAGGGAAGUGACGGUGGGGGCCACCGAUAACUGCGCUCCCCAAGUCCUCCAUAAUCAGAUAACAAUCACGGCAGGCGGCGGCGCCUCCCCGGCGGCACAAAGCUUACUUACCGGUGUCCGACGGUUAAGCUUCAGGCGGCUGCCUUCAUCUCCUCGUCCUUGGACGGCCGCUGUCAUCGAUCCCAGAAGGAUUCUUCUCGCGUUUGCCACCCUGUAAGUCUACACAAGUGGCCAUGAAUGCAUACAUCUUGUUUAAGAGCUCAAUUAAAUAAUAAUCGUACUCGGGUAGUAUCUAUUAUUAUAAAAAUAAUUUUAUUUUAUUACGGUAUUUAUCAUGUUGAAAACUUUCAAAAAUUGAUUUUAGUGUAUUAAUAUGUAAUACGAAUUGAGAGUAAUUGAUGAUUAUUAAAGUUCGUCAAAUUUGACUCAAAAAAAUCAAACUGACCUGGACCU